Molecule: messenger RNA, 453 nt
Organism: Trematosphaeria pertusa
Lineage: Eukaryota; Fungi; Ascomycota; Dothideomycetes; Pleosporales; Trematosphaeriaceae
Exons: 1
Coding region: 147-380 (77 amino acids)
Source: RefSeq, a predicted model, not a curated record
UCCUAUAAGUGUCACGAGAUAUGAUCCAGAAACUUCCGCUGGUCCGCUGACGCGACGGGUGGAACUUUGCUCCUGGCUCGAAGACAUGGAUUCAAGAAAUCGUAACUUCUGCUUUCAGUCAUCUUCAACCACGUAUUUCCUCUGUUAUGUGUAUAGGAAGAAGAACUGCUCAUCCUCAAUCUCUGACCGCCCCUAACAGCUCCUCGUAUAAAGGCAGGCCCCCCUCCUGCUUGCUCUAUGUAAUUCUCGUACCACGCCUUCCUCCACGCUGUGCGGCACGCCCACACCCCUGCGUGCUUUCCUGGAGUUCCACCGCUCCAUCUUUCUCCUCACCAUGGCCAUUGAUCCUGAAAGCCGAGCACGCCUCCAGGAUUCAUUAGACUGCCCGCAGACCUUUGAGUCUACAUCCAUUAUGCGAGCGUUCCCUCGAAUCUAACCCGAGUUUCACGCUCU